This is a messenger RNA of Lutra lutra (Eurasian river otter), 942 nucleotides long. RefSeq names its product olfactory receptor 4F15-like. Gene Ontology annotation, biological process: G protein-coupled receptor signaling pathway. Gene Ontology annotation, cellular component: membrane. The record is from RefSeq and is a predicted model, not a curated record. NCBI's taxonomy places the organism in Eukaryota, Metazoa, Chordata, Mammalia, Carnivora, Mustelidae. Gene Ontology annotation, molecular function: G protein-coupled receptor activity; olfactory receptor activity.
AUGGACAGAAUGAAUCAGUCGGUAGUAUCAGAGUUUGUGUUCCUUGGACUCACAAAUUCAUGGGAGAUCCAACUUCUCCUUUUCGCUUUCUCCUUUUUGUUCUACUUGGCAAGCAUGAUGGGAAACCUUGUCAUUGUGUUCACUGUAACCUUGGAUGCUCAUCUACAUUCCCCUAUGUAUUUCCUCCUGGCUAACCUCUCUGUCAUUGAUAUGUUGUUUUGCUCAAUUGCAGCCCCUAAAAUGAUUUGUGAUAUUUUUAAGAAGCACAAAUCCAUCUCUUUUUGUGGAUGUAUUAUCAUCUUCUUUAGUCAUGCUCUUGGGGGCACAGAGAUGGUGCUGCUUAUAGCUAUGGCCUUUGACAGAUAUGUGGCCAUAUGUAAGCCUCUGCACUACUUGAGCAUCAUGAGCCCAAAGAUGUGUCUAUUCUUUUUAGUAACUUCUUGGGUAAUUGGCCUCAUCCACUCAUUGGUUCAAUUAGUUUUUGUGGUAGAUUUGCCUUUUUGUGGCCCUAAUGUAUUGGAUAGUUUUUAUUGUGACCUUCCCCGGCUCCUCAGGCUUGCCUGCACAAACACUCAAGAAUUGGAGUUCAUGGUUACUGUAAAUAGUGGGCUCAUUUCUGUUGUCUCCUUUAUCCUGCUGGUCUUUUCAUAUGUCUUCAUUUUGUUUACUGUUUGGAAAUAUUCCUCUGGUGGCUCAUCCAAGGCUGUCUCCCUCUCCACACUGUCGGCUCAUAUCACUGUGGUGGUUUUGUUCUUUGGGCCACUGAUAUUUUUCUAUACAUGGCCUUCUCCCACAUCACACCUGGAUAAGUAUCUUGCUAUUUUUGAUGCAGUUAUCACUCCUUUUCUGAAUCCAGUCAUCUACACAUUUAGGAACAAAGAGAUGAAAGUGGCAAUGAGGAGACUGUGUGGUCAUCUUGUGCGUUACAGGAAGAUUUCAUGA